Messenger RNA from Ailuropoda melanoleuca (giant panda), 1277 nucleotides. RefSeq names its product G protein-coupled receptor 25 (gene GPR25). The transcript has a single exon. Gene Ontology annotation, biological process: G protein-coupled receptor signaling pathway; calcium-mediated signaling; positive regulation of cytosolic calcium ion concentration. Gene Ontology annotation, molecular function: C-C chemokine receptor activity; C-C chemokine binding. NCBI's taxonomy places the organism in Eukaryota, Metazoa, Chordata, Mammalia, Carnivora, Ursidae. The record is from RefSeq and is a predicted model, not a curated record. Bases 122 to 1228 code for a protein of 368 amino acids. Gene Ontology annotation, cellular component: membrane; external side of plasma membrane.
CUGGGUGGCAGGAAGGGAGGUGCUGGGCACCGGCCGUGAAGAGCAACCCCCCCACCCCUCGCUCAGAGCUCCCGCUGCCCGCACCCAGGCAGCGUCCCGCACAGGCCUCACGGCCCCGGCCAUGCGUCCCCCCACCGAGCCCUGGAUCCCCAGCCCGCGGACGGCGUCCUGGGACUACUCGGGGUCCGGCGACCUGGAGGAGCUGGAGCCAUGCCCGGUCCGGAACCUGCCCUACGGCUACGCCUACGUGCCCGUGCUGUACCUGGCGGCCUUCGUGGUGGGCCUGCUGGGCAACUCCUUCGUGGUGUGGCUGCUGGCGGGGCGGCGCGGCCCGCGGCGGCUCGUGGACACCUUCGUGCUGCACCUGGCCGCCGCCGACCUGGGCCUCGUGCUCACGCUGCCGCUGUGGGCGGUGGCGGCGGCGCGCGGCGGCCGCUGGCCCUUCGGCGAGGGCCUCUGCAAGCUCAGCGGCUUCGCGCUGGCCGGCACGCGCUGCGCAGGCGCGCUGCUGCUGGCGGGCCUGAGCGUGGACCGCUACCUGGCCGUGGUGAAGCUGCUCGAGGCGCGGCUGCUGCGCACCCCGCGCUGCGCGUUGGCCGCCUGCUGCGGCGUGUGGGCGGCGGCGCUCCUGGCCGGCCUGCCGUCCCUGGCCUACCGGCGGCUGCAGCCCCUCCCCGGCGGCCGGGGCAGCCAGUGCGGCGAGGAGCCCUCCGACGCCUUCCAGGUACUGAGCCUGCUGCUGCUGCUGCUCACCUGCGUGCUGCCUCUGGGCGUCAGCCUGGUCUGCUACUGCCUCAUCUCGCGCCGCCUGCGCCGGCCGCCGCGGCCGGGCCGGGCCCGCAGGAACUCGCUGCGCAUCAUCUUCGCCGUCGAGGGCGCGUUCGUGGGCUCCUGGCUGCCCUUCGGCGUCCUGCGGGCCGUCUUCCACCUGGCGCGUCUGGGGGCGCUGCCGCUGCCCUGCGGCCUGCUGCUGGCGCUGCGCUGGGGCCUCAGCAUCGCCACCUGCCUGGCCUUCGUCAACAGCUGCGCCAACCCGCUCAUCUACCUGCUGCUGGACCGCUCGUUCCGCGCCCGCGCCUGGCGCGAGGUCUGCGGGCGCUCUGAUCGCCCCGGGCGCAGGGGCAGCUCGGCGUCCUCGCUCUCCAGGGACGACAGCUCCGUGUUCCGGAGCCCGCCGGGCAGCUCGGAGAGAGCCCGAACGGCGAACGCUGGCCCGGCCCUGCUGUAGCUGUCCCCGGGCCCCGCGGAGGUGGCGGCCCGCGAGCCGGCGGGGGAGG